GCCUUGCUCUCGAGAGCAGUGGUGUUUGUGCGCGCGCGCUCUCACUCUGACAGGAACGGUCACUGAGGCGGCUGCGGUUCUAACCGUUACUUUACAACACUUUAUAUCGGCUAGUUUUCCUAUUUAACUGCCAUCAAAUAACAUUUAUUUAAUAGUUCUUUGUUUGGUUUUUAUUGCCUACCCGCUUGUUGAUGUGUGACUCGGAGUUGGGAUGGAAACGGACCGGUACAUCAUAUUAUUAGCAUGAAGCUAACUUUUGUUCGUUUGUUCGCUUAUUUUGAAACAUGAGGGACCGUCUGGCUGAGCUGAAGUCGGGGAGGCCUAGCGAUGAGGAAGAUGGCAGCGUCGUGGUUCCAGUGGAUCGAGGUGGCUUUAUGGAAGGCUUUUUCAGAAAGGUGGAGGAAGUAAGGAGCAACAUUGAUAAAAUUUCCUCGCAAGUGAACGAAGUGAAAAAGAAGCACAGUAUGAUCCUCUCAGCUCCCAACCCUGACGAAAGGACCAAAGAGGAGCUCGAGCAGCUGAUGGUCGAAAUCAAGAAAAAUGCCAAUGUGGUACGGACCAAACUCAAAACUAUGCAGCAGAACUUGCCUGCAGAAGAACAAGCCAACCAUGCCUCAGUGGACGAGCGCAUCCAGAGAACACAGUACACAGUCAUGUCUCGGAAGUUUGUGGAAGUCAUGACUGAGUACAACGACGAGCAGGUCUCCUUCAGAGAGCGUAGCAAGUGCAGGAUCCAGAGACAGCUGGAGAUUACUGGAAAGAGGACCACCAAUGAGGAACUGGAGGAAAUGCUGGAGAGCGGUAACCCCUCCAUUUUUACCUCAGAUAUCAUUUUGGACUCACAGAUCACCCGACAGGCACUGAACGAGAUUGAGUCAAGGCACAAAGACAUCAUACGGCUUGAGUCCAGCAUCAAAGAGCUCCACAACAUGUUUAUGGACAUGGCUAUGCUCGUAGAGACACAGGGUGACAUGAUCGACAACAUUGAGAACAACGUAAGGAACGCGGUGGAGUAUGUAGGCAAAGCCAACGAGGAGGUGAAGAAAGCUGUGAGGUAUCAGAAGAGCGCCCGCCGGAAAUAUAUCAUCCUGGCUGUGAUCCUGCUGGCGAUAAUCUGUGUUCUAGCGCUAAUCAUCGGCCUUUCCGUGGGCCUGCCAUCUAAAUCGACCUCCUCCAUUACUUCAUCAACCAAUCCCGCUUAAGCAUGACUCCUGUACUAACACACUGACCACGCAGAAAAAUUGUGUAUGUUGCCAUUUGCGGAUCGGCGUGCCUCCUUCUUCUGCUCAUCGUGAUCGUCGGAGUGUUUGCUAGUUAGCCGUCAAUGCUCCAACCAGAGAACUUCAGAACCUUCUGAGCUUAGCUAAAAGAUUUGUAUUUAACCGUUUUGCUAUCUCAUUUCUUACGUCAAAGAAGAACUUUUCAACAUUUCUCCAGGAGCUGAGAUUUAAUACUUUGUUACUGUGAUGUUUUGCCAUAGACAUUUGUGGACAGGUUUUUUUUUUUUUUUUUUUUGAUGAUCUAUAAGCUUUUGAGAUCUGGAUUCCCGAAAGGGCUACGUUUACUUUUCCUUGUCAUCACCACACACACACACACCAAGUUGUUACUGUUGUGUGAUGCCUAUUAUGGGUGUAAAACAACAUUUUUGGCCAAAAAUAAAAUAAACACGAUGCAUGCGAUUUAGGUAACGAUUAAGACAUCAUUGGUGGCUUUAAUUUACUACAAGCUAAAGAAACUUGUAGCUACUAAUUAAAAAAAAACAUCAAAGUGAGGUCAAUGUUUGAAUGUGUCAUUUUAUGCUUUAGCAGAUAAAAAAAAUAAUACCUUGACUUGUGUUAGUUAGGUGUUGGGCUACCACAAGCCACCAGUGCUCCUUAGUAUCGAUUCUUUAAGUCACUGGAACUGUACAGGAGAGAUGAACACCAGUCCUUCCAGAAGAUCUUCCCUGAGUCCCCCUUAAAAUUCCCUUUAAGUUUGGCGCUGGUUAGUGUGAAGACCGUAGCAUACGAUUGACAUCUUUGUCGAUCUGUUCAGUGGGCCUUCAUGCUUGGCGAAUGUGGGCAGAAUCGUCCUGUAAAAGACCCAAUAAAGAAAUGCGAUAUGUCCAAAGAGAUGAUUUCUUUUCCUUUAAGCGGACAAAUGUAGACAAACCAUUGUAAUUAAAAUAAAUAAGUGCCCCCCCCAAACCCUACAGAAUAACACAGCUAACCAUUUUUCUUUUAAUUCAUCACACAGAUUGUUAAAAUGAACUGAUUUCCAUUUUUAAUAUCUUGCACAGCUUGGCAGUUUUCUGUGGAAGCUGUAUAAUUCGCUUCAAAUUCUCGUCAUUUACGCUUGCAGUUUGCAUUCUAUGCAAACUGCCAGCUCCACUCAUUCUUUUCUUGCUAAGUCCAUUAGCUAUUUAGCUACAAGAACAAAAAUAACAGAGAAAACUUCAGAUGCUUCAGCUUGUCUUGGGUGAUUUGCUGGUUAACUUCACGCGUGAUGCGUUUUUUUGUCAUUCGUGAUAUUUCUUGCUAAGAGCUACAAUACGAUAUGUAACGUCGCUCUCUCACUGCCUCGUGAGGUCUGACCGAAGGCCGCGGAUGUUGACACGAUCCAGACAAGUGCACUUAAUACCGUAGCUCAGAAAACACGCACCAAGUGCACUUAAUAUUCAGCCAAAUGUUCAGAAGCCAACGCUGAGAUGCCUUUAAUGAUGAGAUGAGUAACAUCAAGGUGCACAGAUUCACAGCUCACUUUACAUGCUUCCAUGUUGUAUCAUGUGAAAUUUACACAUCAGGUGUACACAUCAGAACAUCAGAACAGGCUGGAAGUUGGACAAAGACGGUAGUGUUUAUAUAUUUAUAGAGAUGGAAGGCUGAUAUCAGACCUGUGAACGUUUGUGAGAAUUUCUUGUAUGUACUGAAUGGUCCUAUCGUCAUGAAUUAUGUAUGUAAAAGUCAAUUUCUGUAAUUAAAAUGAAAUUGUGCCUUCA
Tachysurus vachellii is the source of this 2977-nucleotide messenger RNA. RefSeq names its product syntaxin 2b (gene stx2b). NCBI's taxonomy places the organism in Eukaryota, Metazoa, Chordata, Actinopteri, Siluriformes, Bagridae. The record is from RefSeq and is a predicted model, not a curated record. Gene Ontology annotation, molecular function: SNARE binding; SNAP receptor activity. Gene Ontology annotation, biological process: exocytosis; intracellular protein transport; synaptic vesicle fusion to presynaptic active zone membrane. Bases 285 to 1202 code for a protein of 305 amino acids. The transcript has 11 exons. Gene Ontology annotation, cellular component: synaptic vesicle; SNARE complex; endomembrane system.